AUGUUUACAUUAGCGGGUUUGCCACGUACCUCACCUUGUGGUCGUAUAUUUGCUGAGACGAACGGUGACGACUCGACAAUGUCGAAUAACAACAACGUCGGUAGCAGUGGUUCAGGUGGUGGUGGCUCAAGAGUGGUACCAGUUCAGUUGAUUCGUAAAACGUCCAUUGAUGAUUUCAAUGAGCAAAUGGUCGGCAUGCUAGACGAAGUGGAAAGACGUGUGGAACAGCUCAGGUUAGUCGCUCGCUGCUUUUUCUUGCUAAACUUUCAAGUUCUCUUUCAAGUAUUCACCAUCAACCAAGAAGCUCGUAUAACGUAG
Molecule: messenger RNA, 318 nt
Organism: Anisakis simplex (herring worm)
Lineage: Eukaryota; Metazoa; Nematoda; Chromadorea; Rhabditida; Anisakidae
Source: the annotation of a GenBank genome assembly